AUGGCCGUGUACACCAAGAUCUUCCUCAAGUUCCCUAGGAGGUUCUGGCCAGAGGCGCCUGGCAAGGAAUUCUUCCUCUAUGCUAGUGAUAGGCGAGGGUACUAUCCGGUAUGGCAACAGUUCAAGAAGGAGUACCCAGGGUCAGACGUGUUGCUCGUGACAGUUAGCGACGACGAGUCGAGGAGGAUCGAGCAACAAUCAGACAACCAGACCAUGGCGGAGGCGAUGGAGGUGCUGAGGAAGAUGUUCCCUGGGAAAGAUGUGCGGGACGCCACCGAGAUCCUCGUGCGGAGGUGGUGGUCCAACAGGUUCUUCAAAGGCACCUUCUCCAACUGGCCUAGCGUUAACCGUUACGAAUACGACCUCAUUCGGGCUCCCGUUGGGAGGGUUUACUUCACUGGUGAGCACACGAGCGAAAAGUACAAUGGCUAUGUCCAUGGAGCGUAUCUUGCAGGUAUUGACUCUGCUGACAUUUUGAUCAACUGUGUCAAGAAAAAUAUGUGCACUUACAAUGUCAAGGGAAAGCAUGACUAA
Triticum turgidum subsp. durum (durum wheat) is the source of this 534-nucleotide messenger RNA. NCBI's taxonomy places the organism in Eukaryota, Viridiplantae, Streptophyta, Magnoliopsida, Poales, Poaceae. The record is from the annotation of a GenBank genome assembly.